AUGGAGUCAGAUGAACUCACCAUUGAAGUUGAAAUUGGAGUUGAGGAUCUUGUUGAACUUGAAUCUGAUUCAUCAAAGUCGCUUUCAGAACUCAGAAUGACAGACACUUUGACAGAUCUCUUUGACUUACUGGAAAUACAAAAGCAAAAUGGUGUUGAUAUUGGAAUGGGCCGGCCUUCCCGCAGUAGUGCAACAGAGAUAUUUAAUUACAUAGCCAUUAAUAUAAAAAAUACAAUUUGCCAGCGUAUCAACCAGCUAAAUUGCAAAAUUUAUGUUCUCAUUGAUGAAUCUACAAGCCUGAGCAUUAAAACAACUUUGAUAGUUUACUUGAAAUGUGAAAGUGAUAAGGAAGAGUUCCGGCACUAUACAACCGGCACCGCACUCCCGACCACCAUCCCCGGCACCACACUCCCGACCACCAUCCCUGGCACUGCACUCCCGACCACCAUCCCCGGCACCGCACUCCCGACCACCAUCCCUGGCACCACACUCCCGACCACCAUCCCUGGCACCACACUCCCGACCACCAUCCCUGGCACCACACUCCCGACCACCAUCCCCGGGACCACACUCCUGACCACCAUCCCUGGCACCGCACUCCCGACCACCAUCCCCGGCACCACACUCCCGACCACCAUCCCUGGCACCGCACUCCCGACCACCAUCCCCGGCACCGCACUCCCGACCACCAUCCCCGGCACCGCACUCCCGACCACCAUCCCUGGCACCGCACUCCCGACCACCAUCCCUGGCACCGCACUCCCGACCACCAUCCCUUGCACCGCACUCCCGACCACCAUCUCUGACACCACACUCCCGACCACCAUCCCCGGCACCACACUCCCGACCACCAUCCCCGGCACCACACUCCCGACCACCAUCCCUGGCACCGCACUCCCGACCACCAUCCCCGGCACCACACUCCCGACCACCAUCCCUGGCACCGCACUCCCGACCACCAUCCCCGGCACCGCACUCCCGACCACCAUCCCUGGCACCACACUCCCGACCACCAUCCCUGGCACCGCACUCCCGACCACCAUCCCUGGCACCGCACUCCCGACCACCAUCCCUGGCACCGCACUCCCGACCACCAUCUCUGGCACCACACUCCCGACCACCAUCCCCGGCACCACACUCCCGACCACCAUCCCUGGCACCGCACUCCCGACCACCAUCCCCGGCACCACACUCCCGACCACCAUCCCCGGCACCACACUCCCGACCACCAUCCCUGGCACCGCACUCCCGACCACCAUCCCUGGCACCACACUCCCGACCACCAUCCCUGGCACCACACUCCCGACCACCAUCCCUGGCACCGCACUCCCGACCACCAUCCCUGGCACCACACUCCCGACCACCAUCCCCGGCACCACACUCCCGACCACCAUCCCUGGCACCGCACUCCCGACCACCAUCCCUGGCACCACACUCCCGACCACCAUCUCUGGCACCACACUCCCGACCACCAUCCCCGGCACCACACUCCCGACCACCAUCCCUGGCACCGCACUCCCGACCACCAUCCCCGGCACCACACUCCCGACCACCAUCCCCGGCACCACACUCCCGACCACCAUCCCUGGCACCACACUCCCGACCACCAUCCCCGGCACCACACUCCCGACCACCAUCCCUGGCACCACACUCCCGACCACCAUCCCUGGCACCGCACUCCCGACCACCAUCCCUGGCACCACACUCCCGACCACCAUCCCCGGCACCACACUUCCGACCACCAUCCCUGGCACCGCACUCCCGACCACCAUCCCUGGCACCACACUCCCGACCACCAUCUCUGGCACCACACUCCCGACCACCAUCCCCGGCACCACACUCCCGACCACCAUCCCUGGCACCGCACUCCCGACCACCAUCCCCGGCACCACACUCCCGACCACCAUCCCCGGCACCACACUCCCGACCACCAUCCCUGGCACCACACUCCCGACCACCAUCCCCGGCACCACACUCCCGACCACCAUCCCUGGCACCGCACUCCCGACCACCAUCCCCGGCACCGCACUCCCGACCACCAUCCCUGGCACCACACUCCCGACCACCAUCCCCGGCACCACACUCCCGACCACCAUCCCUGGCACCACACUCCCGACCACCAUCCCCGGCACCACACUCCCGACCACCAUCCCUGGCACCGCACUCCCGACCACCAUCCCCGGCACCACACUCCCGACCACCAUCCCUGGCACCACACUCCCGACCACCAUCCCCGGCACCACACUCCCGACCACCAUCCCUGGCACCGCACUCCCGACCACCAUCCCCGGCACCACACUCCCGACCACCAUCCCUGGCACCGCACUCCCGACCACCAUCCCCGACCCCACACUCCCGACCACCAUCCCCGGCACCACACUCCCGACCACCAUCCCUGGCACCACACUCCCGACCACCAUCCCUGGCACCACAUUCCCGACCACCAUCCCUGGCACCGCACUCCCGACCACCAUCCCUGGCACCGCACUCCCGACCACCAUCUCUGGCACCACACUCCCGACCACCAUCCCUGGCACCGCACUCCCGACCACCAUCUCUGGCACCACACUCCCGACCACCAUCCCUGGCACCGCACUCCCGACCACCAUCCCCGGCACCACACUCCCGACCACCAUCCCUGGCACCGCACUCCCGACCACCAUCCCCGGCACCACACUCCCGACCACCAUCCACACCAGGGUUAUCAUCAUGGUUAUGAUGAUGAUUAUGGACCAUAUGAGGUCCAUUGCCACCCCCUCCCCAGGAUGUUUCGUCAAUGAGGCUGACGUCCUCGCAAAACCCUCCAUAUGGCGACGGAAAUACCCCGCUGCGCCCAGAAAUUUGCGUACAUCCUUCGCUGUUCGUGGAGUCUGCAUGUCAGCGAUAGCCCUACAGGAAUAUGGGUCAGGGCGUAUCCCAUCUGUGCUUACCUGGAACCCCAGAAAUUUAAAUAUCUGA
Procambarus clarkii (red swamp crayfish) is the source of this 2958-nucleotide messenger RNA. The record is from RefSeq and is a predicted model, not a curated record. Lineage: Eukaryota; Metazoa; Arthropoda; Malacostraca; Decapoda; Cambaridae.